Messenger RNA from Sinocyclocheilus grahami, 2421 nucleotides. RefSeq names its product liprin-alpha-2-like. Lineage: Eukaryota; Metazoa; Chordata; Actinopteri; Cypriniformes; Cyprinidae. The record is from RefSeq and is a predicted model, not a curated record. Gene Ontology annotation, biological process: synapse organization. The transcript is spliced from 8 exons. The annotation marks the transcript as partial. Gene Ontology annotation, molecular function: protein binding. Gene Ontology annotation, cellular component: presynaptic active zone.
AAAUGUCGCAUUUUGCUUUGGCAUGGCGACAUUUCAAAAAGGUUUGAAAUACGUUAGUAUAAGUGCUGAUCAUGCACCUUUAUGUUCCAGGAUUUAUCUUGUACUGGCGUUGAUGAAAUGGAUGGAGAACUGCUCCACGGGUUUAUCAUAAACACCAACUUCAGUUGUGCAUGAAAGCUGCAUGAAAAAAUAAAUAAAUAAAAUUAAACAGAAUGCUAAAAUAUGUUUCCAACACUAGGAAUAAGGCGGCUUGUAAGAUUUUUCAGCUUACAGGUUACAAGUCAUUUCCAUCGACUUGGAAAUGACUUGUAACCAAUCCACCCCCUGCACAGAACCGGAUCAGGCACCAUCACCGGCACCACUUUGGUGGAAAAGAGAUGUCAGUUUGAGAUUUAAUUUGUGCAGACAGAAACAUAUCACUCCGUACAGCAUGUACUGUACCUAACACUUCAAGUGGCCUUAGCGUACACCCCAAACAUGUGGUUGAGUUACGGAGCUGACCCAACUGUCUCUGCCUUAAAGUCCACCGCAACAUCUGCACACCAUAAAAUACUAAACCUGUACUUGUUCAGUAGCCAAAUGCCCUCAUAAUUCCAACACAGUUCAACUAAACGUAAAGCCUUACCUCGAAAUAUCUAUGAAUUACACUGGUCCGAAUUUGACGGAACCUUGGAGACGACUGCUCUCUGACAUUCAGACAUUAACGUGAGAGAUAUAUCGAAACAUUGCUGAGGACACACUCUUAUGUUACAAGUCUUUCGGUCCCUGUAAAGAUAGUAAAUGAGAAGAGGCAAGCUAGACAUAUUUCCCAGCGGAGAUCUGUGUAGAAAGCAUCUGCGUGAAAGUCUGAUGAGAGUUUAUGAUAGCAGCCUUGUCUUAAAGCGCAAAUAUUUAUCAAGACAAACACGGAAUAGGCUUCAAAAGAAAAGGCAUUUCUGUUUUCCCUCGAAAGCUCUCAGUUUUAUAGACGAGGAUCAGGACACAGCAAGGAAAUGUCACAAUGUGUUUAUCUGAGAAACCGGAACUUACAGUUUGCUGGCAUAUCAGCGUGACUUCACCCUUAGUUUCGUUCCUUUAUUUAAUCUCCCUGAAAACAUUGUCUUUGAUUCAGAAACCCAGACUGCGUUUAAAGAGACGAGACAGACCUUAUAUUAAAUUAUGGAGUGAUGGGAACUUAAACAGAGCAUUAUAUUGGCUUGAGUGUUGCUUAUUUAGAGAGAUUACAUGAGGAGGAAUGCUAAUUCGUCACACUACAUGCUAAUUACAGGCUAGUAGUGGGUACGAAAGAAACUUUUAAGAAGAAACUUGUGCAUUUAGUGUUCCAUGUUGCUCUGAUAAACAGAUAGUGGCCAUUAAAGGACAGGCAACCUGGCAGAGACAGAUAAAGCAUCUCACUUUCUCUCUCUACAUGCCCCUUUCCCUCUCUCUCUCUGUUCAGUUGAUUAUCUCUAAGCUGGUUCUGUCUUUCUUCUUAUCUGUCUUCCUCUCUGUUUCGCUCUGUCUCUGUCACCCGCUCUCUCUAGACACGAGUUAUUGGAAGAAGCCAGAAGAAAAGGGUUACCUUUUGCUCAAUGGGACGGUCCUACUGUUGUCUCAUGGUUGGAGCUGUGGCUAGGGAUGCCAGCGUGGUAUGUCGCAGCUUGUCGUGCCAACGUAAAAAGCGGCGCUAUCAUGUCGGCCCUGUCGGACACCGAGAUCCAGAGAGAGAUCGGCAUCAGCAAUCCUCUGCACCGCCUCAAACUGCGCCUGGCUAUCCAGGAGAUGGUCUCGCUCACCAGCCCCUCAGCUCCCCCUACAUCUAGAACCGCGUCGGGUAAUGUGUGGGUAACCCACGAGGAAAUGGAGACUCUUGCCGCCCCCUCCAAAACGAAGUCAGAGUCAGAGGAGGGGAGCUGGUCACAGACGCUGGCAUACGGGGACAUGAACCAUGAGUGGAUCGGGAACGAGUGGCUGCCCAGUCUAGGUCUACCUCAGUAUCGCAGCUACUUCAUGGAGUGUUUGGUGGAUGCACGCAUGCUGGACCACCUCACCAAGAAGGACCUCCGAGUGCAUUUAAAAAUGGUGGACAGCUUUCACAGAACCAGUCUGCAGUACGGCAUCAUGUGCCUGAAGAAGCUCAACUACGACAGGAAGGAGCUGGAGAGACGCAGAGAGAGCAGCCAGCAUGAGAUAAGAGACGUGCUGGUGUGGAGUAACGAGCGCGUGAUCCGCUGGGUCCAGAGCAUCGGUCUCCGCGACUACGCCAACAUCCUGCUAGAGAGCGGUGUGCAUGGGGCGCUCAUAGCACUCGACGACAACUUUGAUUACAGCAGCCUGGCCCUGGUGCUGCAGAUCCCCAACCAAAACACUCAGGCUAGACAAAUUCUGGAGAGAGAGUACAACAAUCUGUUGGCACUGGGAACAGAGAGACGAUUAGAUGAG